AUGGCUGCUGGCGGUCGCCGCCCGGCGGUAACUCUGCCGGCGGUGCUCAUCCUCGUAUGCGUGCUGGUGGCCACGGCGCCCGGGCUCCAAAUGCUCCUUGACGAGGACCCAAGUACGUACCCCGACAGUAGGCCGAGGGAGUUCUGGUACCGGCGCGGAGAAGUGGUCGUCAUCGAUCUAGGCAACACCAACUCUUGCGUCGCCGGCUACACCGGCUCCGGCAAGACGACCGACGACGACACCAUGUUCCAGUUCUGCAUCCCCUCCUGGGUCGCCUUCACCGACAACGGCACUUCCCUCGUCGGCGAGGCCGCCAAGAACCACGCCGCCGCCAACCCCGAGGCCACCAUCUUCGGUUUCAAACGCUUGCUCGGGCUAAGGCGAAACCGCUGGUACGACGAGGACAUCGUGCAGGGAGCCAUCCAGCGCGUGCCGUACAAGAUCGGUACAAGAGAUUACGACACGGCGAUCGUCCAAGUGACGGCCAGCGAUGGUUCAGUCAAGCAGCUCGAGUUCAGCGAGGUCGCGUCCAUGGUAGUGGCUGAGCUCAAGAACAAGGCCGAGGAGUACCUCGGCCGCACGGUCGAGUACGCCGUCAUGACCAUCCCGCAGCAUUUCGCCGUGGCACACAGCGGGCGGCUGAGAGACGAUUUUGACGACAGGGUCGUGGACUACUUCGCCAAGCGCAUCAAGCUGAAGCACGGAGUGGAUAUCAGUCAGGACAGGAUCGGUCUAGGCAAAUUGAGGGCGGCAUGUGAGAAUGCCAAGAAGGCAUUGAGCAGUCAAGAUCAUGUCCAGGUGAUUGUUGAGUCCCUCGUUGAUGGUGUCGAUUUCUCGGAGCCGCUCUCACGGUCGGAGUUUGAGGAACUGAAUGAUGAUCUGUUCCGCAAAGUCAUGAACUUGGUGGAAACAGCCAUGGUGAACAGAGGUGGUAUAAAGUGGAGCAAGAGCAAGAUCGGUGAGAUUGUUAUGGUCGGUGGGAGUGCCGUGAUACCCAGGAUUCAAAACCUCGUCAGGGAUUACUUUGAUGGAAGGGAGCCUAACAUACGGAGGAAACCGGAUGAAGCGAUGGCUCUUGGAGCUGCACUUUACGUCCAUUCUCUUUAG
Messenger RNA from Miscanthus lutarioriparius, 1107 nucleotides. Lineage: Eukaryota; Viridiplantae; Streptophyta; Magnoliopsida; Poales; Poaceae. The record is from the annotation of a GenBank genome assembly.